UUUGUUAUGUUAAUGAUGCUUCUAAUUUAUUUAACCUAGACUUUGCCGCCCUUAAAGUUUUAGAAAUUGAUGCUGGCGGUGGUAAUUUGAGGUUGGAUGCUUUGCUAACCAGUGGAAUACAAAUGAAAAAGUUAGAAACACUGAGAAUAAAUUGCUGGUGUGUAGAUGAAGAGCUCAUGCAAAUGAUAAUUAAGUUCGAAAUGUUGAAACAUCUUGAAAUUCGUAUUGCGAAUUGGUAUUUUGGUCCAAGAAUUCUACAUAGACAACUAAGCAAUUUGAAAGGUCCAAUAGAAAAACUCCUUGUUAGUUCUGAGUUGACCAUUUAUGAACUGGUGAGGUCGAUAGAACCUUUAAAAACGCUAAAAGAAUUUCGCAUAGAUGGUAGAUCCAUUCAGUCAUCAUUUGAUAGCUUCGCCAAUCGAAAUGAUGAUAAAUGCCAACCUGCAAAAGUUGACGCAAAUGAACAGAAUUUAAUGCAUCUUAAACUUCACACUCUUCAUGUUAGCGUAGAUUCAACUUAUGAAGAACUAAUCAAACUUAUAUCACACGGAGACUUUAAAGCUUUCGCUGACAUUAAGAAACUGGUGAUAGAUGUAAUAGCAAUACUUUCAAAAGACAAUCAGGUGUCGUCUGAAAGUUCGCCAGAACUGCUAAAUAACUUGAUCGAAAAUGUUUUUGAGACGUUCAAACAGCUUGAUGUACUUGUGUUCUGUUAUAAGAGUUCUGACAUAUCUGAAGAAGAGGCGCAUAUUCUCCGUGAGUUUUUUUCGUCAAGAUGUAAAUCUCUUAAGGAACGAUGCGAGUGGUCAGAUGAGUGCGAUGAAGAACAAACCAUUUUCGAGCUUUAUAAGUAA
Molecule: messenger RNA, 854 nt
Organism: Vavraia culicis subsp. floridensis
Lineage: Eukaryota; Fungi; Microsporidia; Pleistophoridae
Exons: 1
Coding region: 123-854 (243 amino acids)
Source: RefSeq, a predicted model, not a curated record